Messenger RNA from Melanotaenia boesemani (Boeseman's rainbowfish), 1791 nucleotides. RefSeq names its product phospholipase A2, group XIIB (gene pla2g12b). The transcript has 4 exons. Gene Ontology annotation, biological process: phospholipid metabolic process; cholesterol homeostasis; arachidonate secretion. Gene Ontology annotation, molecular function: calcium ion binding; A2-type glycerophospholipase activity. NCBI's taxonomy places the organism in Eukaryota, Metazoa, Chordata, Actinopteri, Atheriniformes, Melanotaeniidae. The record is from RefSeq and is a predicted model, not a curated record. Gene Ontology annotation, cellular component: extracellular region. The coding region runs from base 656 to 1558 and encodes 300 amino acids.
UUCCUUUACUGGUUUUAAUUUAGAUACAUUUGUUUACCAUUAUUUAUCUAUAUUUAAUCAUUUGUUCAUUUUUUACCCUUAAAAGGGCACUUGGACAGAUAAUUCCCAAACUGUGUUCCUGUUACACUCCCCCUCUUUAAAUGAAAAGAUAAUGCUUUGCUCUGUGUUUUUAUUCAGUACUGAGGUGUCAGUCUGUGACCUUUACCAAAAACAGUAAAGAUAGUUUGAGGUUUGUGAAGUCUUGAGAAAGGUCAUGGUGGAGGCGGAAGGGGAGCUUUAAAGGAAAUCUGAAAAGGGUUUUCCUCUAGGCUCAGUUUCCAUGUGAAUUGAGUCAAGUAAAAUCCAAUUAUAACUUUGUGCACAAAACUGUGAUCAAGAACUCAUUUGAGUACGCAAGAAUGACAGAGAAUGAGAGGAUUAGCUGAAUUAUAGAGCCUUUUCUAUGGAUUGAUUAUGGUGUGACCUUUACCCCUGAUAGGGCAGAGUGCCGUGUUGUCUGUUAGAAUCUAAUCAGAGGUCAAAGUCUCUGUUCUGGCUCACAGUCAGUAGUUGUGGCGUGUUUUUUGUCCCUCACUGUCUAAGCUCUUCCUUUCCUGCUAAAGACCCCUCACCUUACGAAAACUACCUUUGCUUGGAUUGUUUCCAGUUCACCAUCAUGUUGCUUCGGACUGUGGCCCUUCUCCUCCUCUGUGUGUCCUUGGGCAUGUGUGCCACUUUAGGCUACUACGAGACUGAAGAAAACAAGGAGGCAGCUCCUACUGUGGAGUCAACAGCUGCAAAUGCCCAAGUAGGUGAUUCGCCUGCAGAUAAUUCUCUUUUUGGUAACAAAUUAUUAGCUAAAAUACUUGCACUGGAUAAUGAUGGAGUUGACCAGCCUGCAGUGGAAGCCCAUGCCUCAGAUGGUGCAAUAGCCAGUGAUAAGCCUGUUGAAAACUCUCCCGCUACUGAAGCUCUUACUAAGGAAGCAGUUAUCCAGAAGCAACCUUCAGCUGAGGUGGAGGCCAAUGAGAUUAGACCAAUCCAGACACACAAGUCUCCUAACAAACCGCAACUGCAAGAAGAUGAUGACAGCUGGAGUCUCAAUUCAAUUAGGAAUAGUUUUCAGGCUAUGCACGGAUACUUUGACUCCCUGGUGGAGCUGGUCGGGGGACGAAAUGGUGUGUGCCAGUACCGCUGCAGAAAUGGAGAAAUUCCACAACCUCGUCCUGGCUACCAGCUCCCUGAGCCCAACGGUUGCAGUUCCUCUCUGAUUGGAUUCCAGGUGAAUGCUGCUCUUGAUGUGGGAAUUCCUGCUAUGACAAAGUGCUGUGACCAGCUUGACGUGUGCUAUGAUACUUGUGGCAUGAAUAAGUAUGACUGCGACGCCAGGUUUCGUUCAUGUCUGCAUGGCAUCUGCUCUGACCUUAAGAGGAGCCUUGGCUUUGUGUCCAAGGUACAAGCCUGUGAAUCAAUGGCAGACGGUCUCUACAACACAGUGUGGACUCUUGGUUGUAGGCCUUACAUGAACAGCCAGAGGGCAGCGUGUGUCUGCGAGGGAGAGGAGAAAGAUGAACUGUGACAUUCAACACUAUGGACAGCUCCUCUGUAGUUUAACAGAUAAUUUAAAAGUCAUGGAUAUUUCCAUAUAUUUCACUGUGCAUUAAUAGGUGUUUUGUCAAAGAAGAGACACCUCAUAAGAGCCCUCACAAAAUUCAGGGACUUGGUAUUAAAAAGACAUAAAUGGAAAUUCAAGCAAAGUGAUUUGCAGGAUUUCUUAAUAUAGAGGUCUUACAGACAUCACGUGUCUGAAUA